This is a messenger RNA of Seminavis robusta, 1224 nucleotides long. The record is from the annotation of a GenBank genome assembly. NCBI's taxonomy places the organism in Eukaryota, Bacillariophyta, Bacillariophyceae, Naviculales, Naviculaceae.
AUGCUCAACGAUGGGCUCAUAACUGUCAAUCAAGCUUGGGGCCUUCACUAUUGGGCGGCUGGCAGCUGCGCGGUUGCCCCUUCCGCCUGGGUCCAAAUCGACUUGGGCGAAGUAACGUUGGCGGAUGCCGUGGAAGCCUAUCACCGCCCAGGUUGGUCCCACUGCCAAAAGAAGGUCGAAGUGUCAAUCGACGGAAGUAGCUGGAAGCCUGUCUACGAUGGUAGUUCGACCUUUCUUGUAUCGGGUACAAAAAUGUGGUUUGCACCAGAGAAGGCCCAAUUCGUCCGCUAUUGGGUUGGUCGCAGUAACUAUCAAAACUGGGUGGCAUUGGAUGAUAUUGUCGUAUAUGGCGGUGCGCUGGAACCGGCGUUCAUUGAUGUUAGUAAUGACGGGGGAAUACUUGUCAUGGCAUUCGAAGGACAGGCUUGGCUGACGUCCGGCAAGGCGGGAGACGGGAUCUGGGUGCCUAUGACCAAUGGCAUCACCAACCGAGUGACUGAUGUCGCCGUAUCCGACAAGGAACACAGAGACUACCCGGAGGAAUCUCUGGCGACGAUUUACGGACUCUACUCGGAUGCUUGCCAGGGGCUGCAAUCGGCAGUUGCUUACGCCCGUCCCUCGAGACCAGCAAUGGCUCGCUGGUUUUCUCAAGUGAACCAGGAUCUUUGCUUGACCCAAGUCGUUGUGAGUGGCGACGGGUCGCUGUUUUAUGAUACCAAUGAAGCGGGACAUAUGUGGUACAAACGAGCCUCGGAUGCAUCUUGGAGCUCGAGAGGCGGUCGACCAGUUGACAUGGCCCUGAAUGCCGAUGGAACAGCUCUGGUAGUAGCCGAAGCGGGAGUAGGUGUCAUUUGGGCAUACAAUCUCCACCAGGACCCGGCGGGAAUGGCUAAUGCUCCGUACACGAAGUUUGGAAAGAGCCCCACCGGUACAAACUUUCGCUCGGUUUCUCUGGGCGGCCUUCACGAGUUGUGGGCCGUCGACGACAACUUGGACAUUUGGCACACUUGGAUUGUCAAUCCUGCGGAUGGCAGCAAACUGAGCCACAGGGGUUGGCAGCAAUUCGAUGGCAAGAUGAUGUCGAUCACGGCCUCCUCUACGGGAAUGGUUUAUGGCGUGUCCGAAGAUGGCAGGGGUGUCCUUCGAUGCUUCGGCCGUGAUCCCGUGAACUAUGAUUUGCGUUGCGACUAUGUGAUGAAUCCCCUGGAUCGGGCUACAGUCUAA